This is a messenger RNA of Hirsutella rhossiliensis, 513 nucleotides long. Its product is annotated as MYND finger domain-containing protein. The coding region runs from base 1 to 513 and encodes 170 amino acids. The record is from RefSeq and is a predicted model, not a curated record. Lineage: Eukaryota; Fungi; Ascomycota; Sordariomycetes; Hypocreales; Ophiocordycipitaceae. The transcript is spliced from 2 exons.
AUGGCCACUUGCAACGUUUCCGUGGAGUUCUGGUGCGAAUUCGGGGCCACGGAGCUGAAGUACAAGCAUAGCAUCCCGAAGACGCUCGUGACGCAGGUAGGCCAGGCGAGGCCGAACCACGCAGCCAGUGCACUGUUCCUACAGUGGAUAAGGCCGAUCCUACGGGAGCACGAGGCAGCGAGAUUCUACAGAGCCCGAUAUCGUACCUACACGCAGAGGCCGUUUGUGCUCGUGGUCGUGUCGUCGUUCUGCGGCAAAGAAGGAUGCGAAAUUAGGACGAGGCAGGAAAUGCAGGACACGAUGGCAGAGGCGGGGCAGGCGGGCGGAAACAAGGGCGCGACGCAAAUGCAAGGGCAGGAUGCGCAGAGCACAGAGGAAGGUCUGCCGGGUUUGUGGAGAGAUGGCGGGGCGAGGAGGUGCAGCCGAUGCCUGACGGUGGCGUACUGCAGCAGGCAACACCAAAAGGAGGACUGGAAGGUGCACAAGAAGGGAUGCAAGCCAAAGGCAAGCUAG